Molecule: messenger RNA, 805 nt
Organism: Ziziphus jujuba (common jujube)
Lineage: Eukaryota; Viridiplantae; Streptophyta; Magnoliopsida; Rosales; Rhamnaceae
Exons: 3
Coding region: 14-391 (125 amino acids)
Source: RefSeq, a predicted model, not a curated record
AAAGCCCUUACGCAUGGUUUCACGUUCGCACGUGCGCGGUGUUUCCACCUCGUGUGAGGCAAACGAAUCGUUUUGGCGAAGUAUCGGAAUUCCGGAAGCUGCGAGGAGAUCAGUGGGAGAGCGGCAGAGAGGGCAAAUGGUGAGGGUAAGCGCAAAGCUUCUGAAGGAAGCAGGGUCCGGGCUCAACAAGACUCUCUCUCAGAUUCUCGUCUGUCCGGUAUCUAAGCAACCCUUACGGUUCUGUGAGGAAACGAAUUCUCUUAUAAGUGAUGCCAUUGGAGUUUCCUUUCCCAUAAAAGAUGGAAUCCCCUGUUUAGUGCCUCAGGAUGGAAAAAUAUUAGACAUUGAGGGCACUAACAAUGCUGCGGAGUCACCAGGGAAAAAGGAGUAAUAUAGAGGAGGCAGUUCUUCUCCUGAGGUGUGUGAAUUGAGAAUGUUAAUGAUCAUCAAAUGAGUUAAUUGCAAUUUACGAUAUGCUUAUUUCCUAUUGAUCGAUUUUGCACAUGCCAAAUGGAAGAUCGGAGUGAUUUGACUCUAGAAUGGUCAUUUUAGUUUUGUGGAAAAAUGUCUAAGAGGAAUUUAUAUUCGAACUAUUUAUGAGUCAAAACUCUUUAACAUAUUUAUAAUGAAAGAGUUAUUAGUCUCUCGGAGGUAUCUUUACCAGUUUAUCUGGUAAGAACAUGUUUGAAUUUUAUGGAGGUUGCUGUGAUUAUGUACAAAACUUGUGCUCAAGCUUUCUUAGUUAUGUACCUUUACCUAAAGGUUGAUAGUGCUAUUUAACUAGAUAUUUCUAAUUUCACGCUAA